UUUAGUUUAGCCCAAAAUUCAAACAAUCUAAACCCUCUUUCUCCUUCUCCUUGGUCGGCAAACAAACCCCACGCUCGCUGCGUCGACGCUGCUAACCGUCUUCACUUUCAUGGGUUCUUGCAAGAAUUGCAAAUCGAAAAACCUAAAUGUAGACACUGUCACCGGGAAUCUUGAAUGCUCUUCAUGCGGCGUCGUCCAAGACUUCGACAACUAUGAACAACAAACCUUCAACGCCGACGGAAUAAUCGGCACCAACGUCCGAUUAGGCACUUCUGGAUCCCGGUAUGAUUACUCUUAUCGUGAAACCAAGAUCUACUUAGCUCAAAAAGUCGUCUCAGAUAUAUUAUACAAACUUGAUUUAGAAAAUCGUGUCGAUGAGGUUAACAACAUGAUAAAGAUCAUAACCGAAGAAGAAUACGGUUCAGGAAAUUGGUUCAAUGUCCUCGUCGGCGCCUGUAUAUACGUCGUGAUGCGAAAAGCAAACAAGUGGUUACCUUUAACGAGCGUAUGCGAAACCGUUGGUUGCGAUAACUAUGAGUUAGGUCGAAUGGUAUAUCGCGUUAUCGAUCACCUUGAUUUGAAAUUGCCGGACUUUGAUAUAGUGGGGUUGUUCGAUCGAGUGAUGAAAGAGCUUCUUGGGGGGAAGGGUAACAUCGGGAAGGAUAAAAUUGGAAGAAUGGUGAAACAAGGGAUUUUCUUGAUUCAAUGUAUGAUUAAGUGGUAUGUGACAACAGGGAGGAGACCGGUGCCUGUAGUGGUGGCUGUGAUUGUUUUCGUUUGUCAACUUAAUGAUGUUGUCGAUGUUGAUUUUGAAGAUUUAGCUUCUCAAUUGAACGUGGUGGUUGCAACCUGCAAGUUAAGGUACAAUGAAUUGUUGAAGAAGUUAGUGGAGGUUGCAAGAAUUCGUCUUCCAUGGGGGAAUGAUGUUAAUGUCAAGAACAUCAUGAAGAACGCCCCUAUAGUUAUUCAAUACAUGGAGAUGAAAUCAAUGUCUAAUCCCACAAACAAAACCAAGAAUUUGGAGGAAGUAGGUGCAGAUUUGGAUUGUUUAGUCAGUGAUUGUUUGAAUAAAGAUGGACGAUAUUUUGUUCAAGAUUUUGAGUUUGAUGAUAAUAAAAAUAAUAAUGAUAAAUCACGGGGUUCAAUCGAUUGGGAAGUUGAAGAUUUGGAGAAGCUUAACAUUUCACCCGAAUGUUUAUCCACUAUUUACUUGAAAUACUUGAAUGAAUAUUCUGAAAUGAAGUCAUCAAUGGCGACACUAGAGAAUAGGAAUGAAAAAAGAAGUGAAAGAUAUGAUUUUUUAAUGGAUGGGGCUGACUAUUGGAGUGGGAAUUCUGAAUUAAGCAAGAAGCUUUUUCUUGAUAAAAUAUUGGAAAAAGAUGUUGGUUUGAAUGCUAUGCCUAAAUCUUUCAUUGAUGGAUGUUUGAAAAUACAAAAAAGAAAAAAGAAGAUCAAGGCUGCUAAGAUAAGAAUUGAGAAGAUAAGGCGUCCACCAAUCGAAGAAAAUGGUUUAGAUGAAAGUGGUCAAAGUGGUCAAAGUCAACAAUUUGUAAAAAUUCCUGUGAAUUCAAGAAAGAGAAAACGAAAGGUGAAGAAAGUUGAUAUUGAUUGGGAAGAUUUUGUUAUUGAAACAUUGUUGCUUCAUGAAGUGAAGGAAGAGGAAAUAGAGAAAGGGUAUUAUAAUACUUUGUUGGAUCUUCAUGUCUUCAACUCUGGAACUACUCACGUGAGUGGCACGCUGGGGGCAUUUUUGUCCUUUCAACCCUACAACGGACUUAAAACUACUUCUCCUUCCUUCUUUUCUCAAUCGGUGCUUCCAGUUCUCCUCUUCUACUCCAUUUCUUUUGCUCGUGAAGAUUGAAGAUCCACAAAAUUGAUUAUGGUGAAAUGCAAGUGUGGAGCUGUAGGGAUCAUACGAACUGCAGGAACAAAGAGAAAUCCUGGUAGGCCUUUUUAUGCAUGCCCUUUACAGGGACCAAGAAGUGGAUUUAUUUCGUGGGUAGAUGAAGAAAAACAUACGUAUGAGGCUGAAAGCCAAAAUCUUGAGCUUGAAAUCCAUAAUGAAGAACUUCAAAUCCAAAAUCGUGACCUUGAAAUCCAGAAUGAAGAACUUGAAAUCCAAAAUCGGAACCUUAAAAUGUUGUUAAUUGUCAGUUGGAUUUUGUUUUUUGGGAUAAUUGUUUACAAGUUGUAGUAUUAGGUAUUUCAGUAAUGGUUUUUGGUUGAAGAUAAUCUAAUGAAAGGGUAAUAUUAGCAUGUUUGUAUUGCUGCAUUUUAAUGAAAUGGUAUAUUUAGGUACAA
Messenger RNA from Lactuca sativa (garden lettuce), 2301 nucleotides. Lineage: Eukaryota; Viridiplantae; Streptophyta; Magnoliopsida; Asterales; Asteraceae. The record is from RefSeq and is a predicted model, not a curated record.